Messenger RNA from Arctia plantaginis, 519 nucleotides. Lineage: Eukaryota; Metazoa; Arthropoda; Insecta; Lepidoptera; Erebidae. The record is from the annotation of a GenBank genome assembly.
AUGAUAGGAAGUUUUGAAGUUGUGGAACAUAAUUUUUGUGUAGGCGUUAUAUGCAUACCAUCAAACUCUGUCGGUUUAAUUCGUGAGAAACUUAUUGGGAAUGUAAGAAGUUUUGGCGGAACUGGCAAUGUUCCAUCCUGCGAUCGUCCGGCCCCUUGCCAAACAUGUGAUUUAAAUGGAUUAUUGAUUUUUGUACUCUACUGUGACGUGUCAUCCACUAAUGACUCCGGCAGCUAUGCGACUGAUGGUCGACUACCGAUAUACCGCACCGAAGUUAACUACGCCAAUACCAAAUGUUGUGAGGUGUUGUCUGACACAGUGCGGGCCGGCGCCGCGGGGCCUGAUGUUGGCGUCAUGGCCUUCAUGACAAAGAAAAAGCGAUACAAGUUUGGGGUGCAGUGCUGCUUGGAGGAGCUCACCGAGGUGCCUUUCGUCUCCGCGGUGCUAUUCGCCAAGGUCCGCUUGCUCGACGGUGGCAAUUUCCAAGACCAUUCUAGCAGGUCAGUUCAAAUAAGCUAA